AACAAAGACUAAACUCAUGUACGUGUCAUAUCAGAUAAAAUUCUUAAUUAUUUGAUAAUUAUCUCAUAAUAAUUUCAGACUCUUUACCUUAACAAGCUUCAUGACACCACAACGUAUGAAAGGAAACAAGUGGUAACAGUGAACAGAUAUGAGCUUAGAUAUUUUUCCAACUAAGAUUGCCAACUAAGAAAACUAGAUUUUCCUAAUCUUGAAUCACAGUGAUUACAUUCUACCAAAAAAAAAAAAAAUCAUAAUAAUUAUAUUAGAUUUUGGAAUUUCAAUAUUCCAAAUUAGUUGGUGGAGCUCUUUAAUUUGUCGCUAAAUGGUAAAAUUAGGAAGUAAAACUCAUAUAUAGGAAGAGAAUGAAGAUGGCUAAAAAAAGUUAAUGGGAGAAUUUAGUAAAAUUCUUGACAGCUUUGAGCCUUCGAGAGAGUAGAUAUUGAACUCGAAAGGAAGUCCUAUAAAUCUACCUUUUACCUGCAAAUCUUUGUCUUAGUACAUCAGUCCAAAGAAAUAAAGAUAUAGUUUCUCUAUUCUCUCUUUCUUUCUUUCUUCAAUUGUUUCAGUGAGACAUAUGGAGAGGAAGCAAGGCAAGGGUCGUCGGAAGAUUGAGAUCAAGAAGAUCGAUCGCAAGAGUUCUCUACAAGUCACUUUCUCUAAACGGCGAGGAGGACUUUUUAGUAAGGCUAGUGAGCUUAGCAUCCUAUGUGGUUCCGAGAUAGCCAUCAUCGUCUCUUCUCCUUCAGGAAAUAAUGUCUACUCAUUUGGAAGCCCCUCUGUGACAUCUGUUGUAGAAAGGUUUCUCAACCACCGAAACACUGUACCACCACCAAUAGCCGUUGGUGAUGUUGGAAUUGAUGAGCUGAACCGAGAGUACGUAGAGGUGAUGGAGCAGUUGGAAGUUGAGAAGAAGCGAUCAAAAUCAUUAGAAGAAGAAGCAAGGCAGACACAGGAUGAACGACCAUGGUGGGAAGCACCAAUCCAUGAUAUGGGAUUGGUUGAGCUUCGGUGCUUGAGUAGGAGCAUGGAGGAGUUUAGGAACAAUGUGGCGGAACGGGUUAAUGAGAUAAUGGCAAAUGACGUAAUGAACUAAUGGCCAUUCAAAUAAAAUCAUCGGCCCGAUCUCCAUGCAAUAGGAUUUGGGUGUAUUUUGGAUAACUAAGAUCUAGACUUUCAAUAAUUAUAUCUUAUGUCAACAUCAUAAUGACAUUUUGUCUUUUUUA
Messenger RNA from Macadamia integrifolia, 1223 nucleotides. RefSeq names its product agamous-like MADS-box protein AGL62. Lineage: Eukaryota; Viridiplantae; Streptophyta; Magnoliopsida; Proteales; Proteaceae. Gene Ontology annotation, biological process: positive regulation of transcription by RNA polymerase II. The record is from RefSeq and is a predicted model, not a curated record. Gene Ontology annotation, molecular function: DNA-binding transcription factor activity, RNA polymerase II-specific; RNA polymerase II cis-regulatory region sequence-specific DNA binding; protein dimerization activity. The transcript has a single exon. Bases 575 to 1093 code for a protein of 172 amino acids.